Molecule: messenger RNA, 1635 nt
Organism: Arabidopsis arenosa
Lineage: Eukaryota; Viridiplantae; Streptophyta; Magnoliopsida; Brassicales; Brassicaceae
Source: the annotation of a GenBank genome assembly
UAGUGAAGAAGAGUAUAAAACUCGAUUAACAAACUUCGCCGACGGUUAUUCAAUCCUCCUCCUACACGUCUCUCUCUCUCAAUUCCUCCCGGAGUAACAAUGACGAAAAUGCCCCUCUCCGUCGUCUUCAUCCUCCUCCUCCUCGCCGUCGUGGUUCCACCUUCUACGGCGGAGAUCAAAUCUCUCGUCAUCUCCGACGACGCUCGUCCGAUGAUCCUCUUCGAGAAAUUCGGAUUCACACACACCGGCCACGUCACCGUCUCAAUCUCCUCCGUCUCCGUCGUCUCCACUUCCUCAGAUCCAAAUCCAGAAGCAUCGCGUCUCGGAUUCUUCCUCCUCUCCGAAGAAUCUCUUCUUCAGGUCCUCCUCGAGAUCCAACAGAACCCUAGAUUCUGCGUUCUAGAUUCGCACUACGUCACUCAUCUCUUCACAUUCAGAGAUCUAUCUCCUCCGCCAAACUCCAGAUUCAACCAAUCUUACCCAGUCACUUCCCCAAACGAAUACUCUCUCUUCUUCGCGAAUUGCGUCCCUGAAACCAAAGUUUCCAUGGCGGUUCGUACAGAGAUGUAUAACAAAGAUCCAAACGGAUCCAAAGACUAUCUACCAGCUGGAUCUACUCAAUUACCAACUCUCUACUCUUUCUUCUUCCUCUGCUACGUUGCUUUCCUCGGUUUCUGGAGCUACACUUGCUGGACUAACAAACAAACCGUUCAUCGGAUCCAUCUUCUCAUGGCAGGUCUGCUUCUAAUCAAAUCAUUGAAUCUGAUUUGUGCAGCUGAAGAUAAACAUUACGUGAAGAUCACUGGAACGCCUCAUGGCUGGGAUAUUCUCUUCUACAUCUUCCAAUUCAUCCGUGUUGUUCUUCUCUUCACCGUGAUCAUCUUGAUCGGAACUGGCUGGUCGUUUUUGAAACCUUUCUUGCAGGAGAAAGAGAAGAAUGUGUUGAUCAUUGUGAUCCCACUUCAGGUAUUAGCCAACAUUGCUUCCAUUGUCAUUGGUGAAACUGGACCUUUUAUCAAAGAUUGGGUUACUUGGAACCAAGUGUUUUUGCUUGUGGAUAUCAUCUGUUGCUGUGCUAUUAUCUUCCCGAUUGUCUGGUCGAUUCGAUCCUUGAGAGAGACUUCGAAAACCGAUGGUAAAGCUGCGAGGAACUUGUCGAAGCUCACGUUGUUUAGACAGUUCUACAUUGUUGUCAUCGGAUAUCUUUACUUCACGAGAAUCGUUGUGUUUGCGCUUAAAACCAUUGCGGCUUAUAAGUAUCAGUGGGUGAGUUUUGCAGCUGAGGAGAUUGUGAGUUUGGUGUUCUAUGUGAUCAUGUUUCAUAUGUUUAGGCCUGAGGAGAAGAAUGAGUACUUUGCUGUUGAUGAUGAUGAAGAAGAAGCUGCUGCUUUGGCCCUUAGGGACGAAGAAUUUGAGCUUUGAAAAGCAUACAAAUGGAGGAUUUUUCUUGGUGAGCAAGGAGUUAUUCUUUUUCAGUAUGUCUAUGUUUAAAGUCGUCUAAUACUGCAACUGUUAUUGUUGUUCCCUCUUUUGUUAAAUUUUGUUUUUCUUUACAUUUAAAUUCUCUGUUAUCAAUACUUUUUAUGGCUUUAAAUCGAUGUGGAUUUUGGGGCUGUAGCAAAUUUUAUUUGAAAG